AGAACGAGCACAGACCGACGGUGAAGACAUAAAAAAGCUAAUUUCUGAAUUGCUGUGAGGAUUCUGAUCACAUUUUCCUCUCGGAGCAGCCGGUUUGGCUAGUUAUACGAAACUCUCUGUGUGUAUAUUGGAUUUCUUAUUCCGUGAUCCGUGUGCAUGGAGUUACGUGCAUCGGAGGAUAUCAGUCUUGAAAUUGGGCAAUUGGAAAAUUCUCAUUCGUCUCGUUGGUUCGAGCAAGGAAGCCGCCAUGGCUGGUGCUACUGGAUCAUUGAGUCUCCACCUCAGUAUAUGAAAAAUACUGCAUGGUUGUGAUGAAAAAACACUCUGUUUGAUGGCAUAUUAGACACCGGCUGUGUUCUUUGUGUAAAUCUCUGUUUCGGUCAGAGAGAGAAAGAGCGUUUUUUUCCGAGGGAAACUGGGAAAAGGCCAAUUUCAUGACCACUUUGAUUGAACAGAUGUAUUUCAGUUGUCAUCACUAAAAAUAAUACGAAUAGUCAUAGAGAAACGACCAAGAGAAAAAUGAUCUGAAAGCGAGACUGUCGGUGGACAGGAGAAGAAAGUUGUCUAAAGAAAACGACCGAGAAGGGACCCCGGAUAGCAGACUUGCUUCCCCCUAUUUUCCUCAUUAUUUCAGUCGGAGAUAAACUGGUUCCGGUGGGUCGAAACGGAUUCGUUCACAAGGCAAAUACACGCAUUAAACUGUGAGAGACGAGGGGGAUAUCGGAUUGGAAAAUGUCCGGUCGGCCUAGAACCACCUCCUUUGCAGAAAGCUGCAAGCCAGUGCCGCAGCCGUCGGCUUUUGGCAGCAUGAAAGUCAGCAGAGAUAAAGAUGGCAGUAAAGUGACAACAGUAGUGGCAACUCCUGGACAAGGACCUGACCGGCCACAGGAGGUCAGCUACACUGACACUAAGGUCAUCGGGAACGGCUCUUUUGGCGUGGUCUAUCAGGCCAAGCUCUGCGACUCAGGAGAACUUGUGGCCAUUAAGAAGGUCCUUCAAGACAAGCGAUUUAAGAACCGUGAGCUUCAGAUCAUGAGGAAACUGGACCAUUGCAACAUAGUGCGUCUGCGUUACUUCUUCUACUCAAGUGGAGAUAAGAAAGAUGAGGUGUAUCUGAAUUUGGUUCUGGACUACGUUCCUGAGACUGUGUACAGAGUGGCAAGACACUACAGCCGUGCUAAGCAGACCCUUCCCAUGGUUUAUGUAAAGUUGUACAUGUACCAGCUCUUCAGGAGUCUGGCCUAUAUCCAUUCUUUCGGGAUUUGCCAUCGGGACAUUAAACCCCAGAACCUUUUGCUGGACCCAGAGACGGCUGUGCUCAAGCUCUGUGACUUUGGCAGUGCUAAGCAGUUAGUACGUGGAGAGCCCAAUGUUUCCUACAUAUGCUCACGGUACUACAGAGCACCCGAGCUCAUCUUUGGAGCAACCGACUACACCUCCAGCAUUGAUGUGUGGUCAGCUGGCUGUGUGCUUGCGGAACUGUUGCUAGGACAACCAAUUUUCCCCGGCGACAGCGGAGUGGAUCAGCUGGUGGAAAUCAUCAAGGUGCUGGGCACUCCCACUCGUGAGCAGAUACGGGAAAUGAACCCAAACUACACUGAGUUCAAAUUCCCGCAGAUUAAGGCCCACCCAUGGACUAAGGUGAGUAAACAGGUGUUCCGGCCCCGUACGCCUCCUGAAGCCAUUGCGUUGUGCUCCCGGCUGUUGGAGUACACACCGACUGCUAGACUGACCCCACUAGAGGCCUGCGCUCAUUCCUUCUUUGAUGAACUGCGGGAUCCAAAUGUCAAACUUCCUAAUGGACGUGAGAAACCAUCCCUGUUCAACUUCACAACUCAAGAGCUGUCCAGUAACCCCUCCCUGGCCUCUAUCCUAAUUCCUGCUCAUGCACGUAACCAGGCAGGAGCUUCAACUCCCACCAACGCCUCUGCCACUUCAGAUGCCAAUAGUGGAGAUCGUGGUCAGACCACAAUUGCAGCCUCUGCUUCCGCCUCCAACACCUCCACCUGAGUGCCCCAGCCAAUCAGACCUGAGCCACCAUCAGAGGCCACGCCCACCCCCACUGCUCACCAACUUAAUGGGCAGGAUAUGAAACAUGUAACCACCACGCCUAUUCAGACUGCAAGAGCCAAUCUUCAUUUACGUCUUUUAUUAUGAAGUUCCGAAAGGGUUCCAAAUUAUACACGGAAAAGCCUCGUCUAGUGUAAUCAGUGGAGAGUGACAGGGAAAGAGAGAGCGCUGAGAAAUUGGGUGGGGGGGAUGGGGGUGUUGGUCAAACCAUAAAACCUGGUCUGUGACCAGCUGUAAUGUUGUUCAUUCUCAGAGGACAGUCUUGUUAUCUAAGCAAUCUGGUAGCCAGAUCCAUCCACUUCCGUUUCAUUUAUUUACACUCCCUCUAUCUCCCGUUUCAUCUGUUUUGGGGUCUCUCAUAGCGCAUGGCUUGAAUUUGGUUCGGAGCACCCUAUAUACACUUAAUUUAUAUAUAUAUAAUGCAUAAAUGUAUUGGGUGAAAAUUAUGCAGGUUACAAAAUGAGGAAAUAAUGUAACACAAAUCUUAAUUCUAUCCUAAUUGUAUCUGUUUAAAACAAGGUUAUCACACAAGUGUUAUAAUGUUAAACGCUACACAAAAGCGCAUGUUCCAACAAAAAAGCCAACGGAGAAAACGGCAUGAUGUUUUAAGAGUUUUAAAGGCUUUCAAGCUAAUCCUGUUUUUAUUUUGUUUUAUAAUGAAAGGCAGGACUUUAUGGGCGGCGUAGGACUAGGACAGGCAUUUUGAUUGACAGGUGAGGUGUGUUCAACAUGUCUCCAUCUCUGUGUUCUUGUAUGAUAUAUACAUACAGUUUAUAUAUUA
Molecule: messenger RNA, 2851 nt
Organism: Xyrauchen texanus (razorback sucker)
Lineage: Eukaryota; Metazoa; Chordata; Actinopteri; Cypriniformes; Catostomidae
Product: glycogen synthase kinase-3 beta
Exons: 11
Coding region: 733-2010 (425 amino acids)
Biological process (GO): insulin receptor signaling pathway; negative regulation of canonical Wnt signaling pathway; extrinsic apoptotic signaling pathway in absence of ligand
Cellular component (GO): nucleus; cytoplasm; beta-catenin destruction complex
Molecular function (GO): beta-catenin binding; ATP binding; protein serine/threonine kinase activity
Source: RefSeq, a predicted model, not a curated record